GUUAAUUACUGGAAAUAUUUUAUUUGACAUCAUAUCGCCUCAUCAUGGCAUGUGACAGAUAAUCAUUUGUCUGUUUUUAAGAAAACUCCAAUGCCUGGAUCAAGUUAAGAAAUGAGUAGCGAUGUUGAAAAAUGUUUUCAGGAAUGCGAAGAUGACAUAUUAAAUUAUGUUCAAAAGAAUUUUAAUUUUUUAAAGUCAAAGAUUGAAAUGGUAAAUUUGGAAAAAUAUAAUGUUAUGAUGGAUAACAAAUUACAUAACUUUAUUGAUAUAUCUAAAGAUAUUAACCCUCAAUUUACCUCAACAUCUUAUUAUUCAGUGCCAGAGAUAUCAAAGACUCACGAAAGCUUAAAAGAAAAAGAAUUCACUGAGAGGCCAUCCCUAUUGACGGAAAUGUUAGAAGUAAACCACAUAAAAACCAUUUACAACAUAUUUGUUGCCAUUCUAAUCGUUUUUAGUUUAAAUACAAUCGUUUUCGACUUCAUCGAGGGAGAAAAAUUUGUAUGGGAUUUUCAACUGAUUACAUAUUCUCUGGGACAGUUUCCACAUGUUAUCGUUAUUUGGUGUUGCUUGAUGAUAUCCACCAUUCUUAUAUUAUUUCCUAUAUUUCGUUUUUGGGUUUUAUGCCAUAUGAUCUACAUGGAUAGAAAUUCGUAUACCCAAAAUACACCUGAUAAAGACUCUCAUGACACUCAAAAUACUUUACAUUUGAAUCAAGAUAAUAAAUUCCAAAGGGAUUAUGAUUACAUAGGAGACUCCUCUGGGUUAAGAAUGAGAAAUAUACACAAUGAUUUGGAUCGCAAUGGUAAUAAUAAUAAUAGUGCAAACAAUAAUAAUGAUUGGGUGCAUUAUCCAAAUACUGAUCCAUCUACACCUUUGGAAAGUAGUGGGGUCGACAACGAUUCAAAUUUUAGCAAAGAUGCUUCAAAAUCACUCGUAAAAGUAUUCAGGACUCUUAAAAAGUGCAAUUUCCGGAAUUUAGUUUGCACGUUUUGGCUUUUUUUAUAUGUCACCUAUCAAAUUCUGUUUUUGGCUAUACCAAUAUAUUUUAUUUUAAUGAUUUACGAUCUACCUCCAGCCUCAUCAUUUCUUAUUAUGCUUGAACAACUCCGUUUAUUGAUGAAAGUUCAUUCCUUCGUGCACGAAAACAUUGUCAAAGUUAAAACACUCGAAAAAGACCUUAAGCUAAAGAAACGCCUUUUAACGUCUCAGGAUAUUGAGGAAACCACUCCUAAUUUCUCAAAAUACUUAUAUUUCCUAUUCGCUCCUACAUUAAUAUACAGAGACAAUUAUCCUAGAACAAAUAUAAUCAGAUGGAACUACGUUGUAUCGAAUUUAGCACAAGUUCUGACUUGCCUUUUCUAUACAUAUUACAUAUUUGUAAGAUUCUGUAUACCGGUUUUCAAACAUUUUAAUCAAGAUCACUUGACUCCAAAAACCAUGAUUUUGUCCGUAUUCGGUUCCAUGUUACCCGGAACUAUGGUGCUAAUCAUAGCGUUUUUUGGUGUCCUGCAUUCCUGGUUAAAUGCUUUUGCUGAAAUGCUCAGAUUUGCCGAUAGAAUGUUUUAUAAGGAUUGGUGGAACUCUACAUCGUUUACCCAAUAUUACAGAACGUGGAAUGUUGUAGUUCAUGAUUGGCUCUAUAUUUACGUUUACAGGGAUUUGAGAAUGUUUUGGGGAAAAGGACUUAGCCGGCCAUUGGCAAUGUUAGCUGUCUUUCAAAUAUCAGCGCUGGCUCACGAAUUGGUAAUAGCGGUGGCCUUCAGAUUUUUUUAUCCGGUCUUACUCGUUAUGUUUGGGAUUAUUGGAUUUUUCCGCCAUGGAAUAAAUACGCAAAGGAUAAUAGUUGCGGCGAUGUUCAUUUCAAAUAAGCGAAGUUUUCGAGCAUCAAACAUAUUACUUUGGGUUAUGAUGUUUAUGGGCAACGGGCUUUUAAUGACCCUAUAUAGCAUGGAAUGGUAUGCCAGAAGGAAUUGUAGAAAACAUUUAGAAUCAAAAUUUGCCGAUUUUUUCGUGCCUCGUUCAUGGUAUUGUCAACGUCAAACAUGAAGAUUCAUAUUAAAUUAUUUUUUCCCAUAAAUGAAAUGUUAAUAUAAAUUAUUUAAAUCAAUGUAAUUCAAUGCAAUAUUUUAUAUAGACCGUCUAUUAUUAGAUAUUUUAUUGUUUAUAAAGUAAAGUAUUAAAUUUUUUAAAAUAUUAAAUUUAAUUAUAAAAUUAUAUUUGUUAUAAUAUUUCAUCCGUCAAAUUUUAUAUUGAAUUAUAAUUUAUUUAAAAGAAAAAUAAUAAACAUAAACAUUUAAAUUA
This is a messenger RNA of Gordionus sp. m RMFG-2023, 2301 nucleotides long. RefSeq names its product sterol O-acyltransferase 1-like. The transcript is spliced from 15 exons. The record is from RefSeq and is a predicted model, not a curated record. Bases 112 to 2046 code for a protein of 644 amino acids. Gene Ontology annotation, biological process: cholesterol metabolic process. NCBI's taxonomy places the organism in Eukaryota, Metazoa, Nematomorpha, Gordioida, Chordodea, Parachordodidae. Gene Ontology annotation, cellular component: endoplasmic reticulum membrane.